UAUUAGAACACGGACAUCCAGCUAGCACUCGCAGUUCUAUAGCGAAAGUGGAAAGUGUUGAUUAAUAUUGUGAUAUUUUGUUUUGAACGAUAAACGUAAAAACACAAAAAAACCAAAAUGUGUGAUGAUGAGGUUGCUGCUUUAGUCGUUGACAAUGGUUCCGGCAUGUGCAAGGCUGGUUUCGCUGGUGAUGAUGCACCACGUGCUGUCUUCCCCUCAAUUGUUGGUCGUCCCCGCCAUCAAGGUGUCAUGGUUGGUAUGGGUCAAAAGGAUUCCUAUGUCGGUGAUGAAGCCCAAAGCAAACGUGGUAUUCUCACUUUGAAAUAUCCAAUUGAACAUGGUAUUAUCACCAACUGGGAUGAUAUGGAGAAAAUCUGGCAUCACACUUUCUACAACGAAUUGCGUGUCGCCCCAGAAGAGCAUCCAGUGCUUUUAACUGAGGCCCCAUUGAAUCCAAAGGCUAAUCGUGAAAAGAUGACACAAAUUAUGUUUGAAACUUUCAACACACCAGCCAUGUAUGUAGCUAUUCAGGCUGUGCUCUCAUUGUACGCCUCUGGUCGUACCACUGGUAUUGUAUUGGAUUCAGGUGAUGGUGUUUCCCACACAGUGCCCAUUUAUGAAGGUUAUGCUUUACCUCACGCUAUUCUCCGUUUGGAUUUGGCUGGUCGUGAUUUAACUGACUACCUCAUGAAGAUCUUGACUGAACGUGGUUAUUCCUUCACAACCACAGCUGAACGUGAAAUUGUUCGUGAUAUUAAGGAAAAAUUGUGCUAUGUUGCUUUGGACUUUGAACAGGAAAUGGCAACUGCUGCUGCAUCAACCUCUUUGGAAAAAUCAUAUGAACUUCCUGAUGGUCAAGUUAUCACCAUCGGUAACGAACGUUUCCGCUGCCCUGAAUCACUCUUCCAACCAUCCUUCUUGGGUAUGGAAUCUUGUGGUAUUCACGAAACAGUAUACAACUCAAUUAUGAAGUGCGAUGUCGAUAUCCGUAAGGAUUUGUAUGCCAACAUUGUUAUGUCUGGUGGCACCACCAUGUACCCAGGUAUUGCUGAUCGUAUGCAAAAGGAAAUCACUGCCUUGGCUCCAUCAACCAUUAAAAUUAAGAUCAUUGCUCCACCAGAACGUAAAUACUCAGUAUGGAUCGGCGGCUCUAUCUUGGCUUCCCUCUCUACCUUCCAGCAAAUGUGGAUUUCAAAACAAGAAUACGACGAAUCCGGUCCAGGCAUUGUCCACCGCAAGUGCUUCUAAGCAUGAAAUGCAUUCAGUGCAUCAUCAGCCUGCCAAAUAUUCAAGUGCUAUGUUGUACCACUACUAUUUUACUAUUAUAACUUUAAUUAUUAUUUAUACACUUUUUUUU
Messenger RNA from Teleopsis dalmanni, 1357 nucleotides. RefSeq names its product actin-87E. The coding region runs from base 118 to 1248 and encodes 376 amino acids. Lineage: Eukaryota; Metazoa; Arthropoda; Insecta; Diptera; Diopsidae. The record is from RefSeq and is a predicted model, not a curated record. Gene Ontology annotation, biological process: mitotic cytokinesis. The transcript is spliced from 2 exons.